AUGAUCUGCCGGCAGUGCCUCCGUCGAGCAUCCGCUCUACGCGUUCAAUACAAACCCCUCCGCUUCAUCUCCUCGACGCCCACUCCCAGUUCCGCAGCCGCCGCGACAUCAACCGGUGUCGCACAGCCCUUCUCCAACCCACUCGAGCCCUCAGGGACAACCCAACGACCCAAAGCACGCUCCACACCACUCCCAGUCUCCUCUGUGCCUGCUGGGACACCGCUCAAAGGCCUCAACUAUAUAAAAGGCCGUGAUGACCCAGUGGCCCUCGAAGAACACGAGUACCCGGAAUGGUUGUGGACUUGUCUGGAUCAGAAGAAGGCCGUGGACGACUUAGACGACUCUGCUGGUGAUGAAUUCUCGAAAUCGAAAAAGCUCCGCCGUAAAGCAGCAAAGCGCCAACGGAAGUUAGAAGAAAAAUUGCGUCUAUCCGGCGAGGUUAUAGAAGAAAAGAUUCCGGUCACGAGACAGAGUAUUGAUCUGCCAGCUAAUGAGACGGGGACAGUGGAAGGGGCCAUGGAGGCCGGGCGUGCUAGGGAAGAGUUGAGAAUUAAUAUGAGAAAGGAACGUAGGAGCAGCAUCAAGGAGAAGAACUUCUUGAAGAGUAUGUGA
This is a messenger RNA of Amorphotheca resinae ATCC 22711, 612 nucleotides long. RefSeq lists its product as hypothetical. The record is from RefSeq and is a predicted model, not a curated record. The coding region runs from base 1 to 612 and encodes 203 amino acids. Gene Ontology annotation, molecular function: structural constituent of ribosome. Gene Ontology annotation, cellular component: mitochondrial large ribosomal subunit. The transcript is spliced from 2 exons. NCBI's taxonomy places the organism in Eukaryota, Fungi, Ascomycota, Leotiomycetes, Helotiales, Amorphothecaceae.